Molecule: messenger RNA, 808 nt
Organism: Myodes glareolus (Bank vole)
Lineage: Eukaryota; Metazoa; Chordata; Mammalia; Rodentia; Cricetidae
Gene: Dynlrb1
Product: dynein light chain roadblock-type 1
Source: RefSeq, a predicted model, not a curated record
AGGCGGAGCGACCGGAUGCCACAGGCCCUUGACCGGAAGCCGGUCUGUGAGGCGACGCCCCGGAGGCCCGCCCUCUGCUUCGCUUGUAGCCUAGCUUUUCGGGCGAUUUGGGGCGAUCCCAGCCAGGCUGCUGUGUUCGCUGGAGUACAGGGGGCGGUAGGCGCCCUAGGCGCUACAUGCAUUGCCUCCCCUCCUCCACUUUGUGAAGCAGAGGUGGAGGAAACACUCAAGAGACUUCAGAGCCAGAAAGGAGUGCAGGGAAUCAUCGUGGUGAACACUGAAGGCAUUCCCAUCAAGAGCACCAUGGACAAUCCCACUACUACACAAUAUGCCAACCUGAUGCACAACUUCAUCUUAAAGGCACGGAGCACUGUGCGUGAAAUUGACCCCCAGAAUGACCUAACCUUCCUUCGAAUUCGCUCCAAGAAGAAUGAAAUUAUGGUUGCACCAGAUAAAGACUAUUUCCUGAUUGUGAUUCAGAAUCCAACUGAAUAAGCCACCAUCUCAGCUUCCUAUGUCAUUCCUUAAUUUAAUGUCCCCCAGAAUAAGUGUUAAUCAUGUCAGUGGGCACAUGGUGGUUGCCUGAGAGCCCAUGUAGACCAUGCCAUUGAUCAAGGGUAGCUCUGCCCACUCCAACAAGGAAUGUCUCUGGCAUCCAGUUAGUUCCUGGGAAAGCUUGGAUCUCAUUUCCAGGCUUCAGAGUAAGAGCUUAUGAUAAGCCCACACCCAGCUUCCUUCUGACCUUCAGUUCACAGUCACUUUUGGAAAGCCUGCUUUUUUCUUUUACUAAAAAUAACUUCAAAACCUG